AUGACUGGUCGCUUUAAUUACAGGCUCGUCUUCGGGUAUCGGCGCCGCUAUAGCCAUAAAGUUGUGGUCUUUGGGCGCAAAUGUUGUCAUCACUGGAUCCCUACUGUUUGCGUAGACAUCGAGGAAUUGGUGGCGAAGACUAUCACAGAAUUCGACAAAAUUGAUAUUUUAGUCAAUAACGCCGGUUGCGGCGCUUCGGUGCCAUUCGGUGACCAAAAAUACAUUAAAAACUUUGAUUUGGUGUUCAAUACAAACGUCCAAAGUAUUCAAGUGUUGACACAAUUAGUGUUUCCAUAUCUGGAGUUAACAAAAGGCAAUAUCAUUAACAUCUCGAGUAAGAAUGUGCUAGGAGAGCUCUGGGAGAUUGUUGAGCACAUUCAUAAUGAGAGAUUCUCGAGUGUCUCCGGACUCAGACCUUCAACCAUCCAUGUGCUUUCGUACCACAUGGCCAAAAGUGCCCUGGACAUGUUUACCAAAUGUCUGGCACUACAGUUGGGCCCCAAAGGAGUUCGUGUCAAUAGUGUUAAUCCGGCCGCUAUUCGGACCCCGUUUUUUGAGACAGUUAGCGGUGACGCGCAUCGGUUGGCCGUCAUUGAAGAGCACUGCCGACACACCUAUCCGUUGGGUCGCAUCGGAGAGCCCGAAGACGUGGCCUCAGCGGUGGCCUACUUGUGCUCACCCGCCGCCGCAUUCAUAACGGGUGCCAUUUUGCCGGUCGACGGCGGAGCCUAUCGGGCCCCCGGCGCAUAUUAG
This is a messenger RNA of Medioppia subpectinata, 753 nucleotides long. The record is from the annotation of a GenBank genome assembly. Lineage: Eukaryota; Metazoa; Arthropoda; Arachnida; Sarcoptiformes; Oppiidae.